AUGUCGGCGACCCCCCACCCCUUUCUAGCAUCGCUUGCCCGCGAUGCCGGGGACACCUUCUCACACGUUUCUAGCAUCGCUUACCCGCGAUGCCGGCGACACCCUCCCACCCCUUUCCUAGCGCUGUUCACCGUCAACCGCCUUGUGCAGUACAUAUCUCGCCGCCGGCGGGACUCGAACUCGCGUCGCUCACCUCGGUGUCCGGUGUUUCAGCGGCCGCCGUCGUCAUCGCUCUCGUUCAGCGGCCAGGGCAACGAGGACGUGCGAUCGCCAGGCUCUGGCGGCACGCCCGGUCCCCUUAGCCACCCCCCUGCCUCGACCCAGAGCGCAGACAACGGCAGCGAAGCAGGCGACGCCAGCAACGCCAGCAUAGGCAGCGGCGACGGCACCGGCGAGGAGGAGGACGACACGGGAAAGAAGAACCACAAAAAGAGGGGCAUCUUCCCCAAAGUCGCCACCAACAUACUGCGCGCCUGGCUGUUUCAGCACCUAACGCACCCGUACCCGUCUGAAGACCAGAAGAAGCAGCUGGCGCAGGACACAGGUCUGACGAUACUUCAAGUCAACAACUGGUUCAUAAACGCGAGGCGCAGGAUUGUUCAGCCCAUGAUUGACCAAUCAAAUCGCGCAGUGGGAUUCCCCGGACCAGCGGCGGCCUACUCGUCCGAGGCGGCUAGCAUGGGUUAUGUGAUGGACACGCAUCAGCAGAUGCUGCACCGCACCGGAGACCCGUACCAGGACUAUGCGGCCGGCCGCCGCCUACCAGCAGCAGUACUACGGACACCACCUGUAGCCGGCGGUGGCCGACGGGAUCUCUUCAGCGGUGGUGCUCGACAGCUGUGUUUCGCGGCGUCAUCGAUAGAUGGUGCUGGGUGCUGGACGCCGCCAGACGGACGCGGAGCGCCGUUGGGGCGACGGACUGCUUAACUGUGUGUUCAACGGCUAAGGCGCUUGGUCAGCCUAAUACGGUGUGCAUUGUGUGUGUUGGAGUGUGGGGUGGCCCUCGUGAGCGGCAGCAAUAGGCGCUGGCCGGGGGCGACACGGGCCGCGCGCGCGCGCGCGCCACACGCGCCCGGCACUCCCGCUGGUGUUGUAUGUUCAAUGUGAUGACGACUGUACAUACUUUGUUACUGCGUACCGAGAUGAGUGUCGUGGUGCCGCGCCAGCGCUGGCCGUACUUUGGGACGUACCUAAGUAGUGCAUACCCUUAUUUGUUGAGCGGCCCGGCUCCCAGAGCGGAUCGACGAAUGGCGCCCCGUUUGUUUUCCGCGGCCGUUCGGUUCGGGAGCGCACGCCCCGGGGCGGGAGGAGUCGUUUCUGUCGCGCCGGCCGCGCGCCAGGCCCGCGCCGCGCUCGACCGCGGCGGGUGCGCCCAUCGGGCCGUGCCCGCCGCCGCGGCGGCGCGGCCCGGGCCGGCCGGCGGCGCGCGCACCUCACUCCGAGCGCGCGCUGUAUAAUGGAAACAACAGGGUAUAUCAUUGUGCGUUCGGGCAUUUCUGUUCAUGCAGGCACCCACCACACACAUCCCACACAUCGGCACACCUACAGGGCGGCGGCGCGCGGCGGCGGCGGCGCGGGCCCGGCGGCGGCGUGGCCCGCCGGGCGGCCCUAGUACGUAGUCUCCUCAUAUCUGCCCGCCGGCCCCGACAGCGGCCGACUGCCUCAAUCGGUGUGUAUGUGUCGUAGCAUAUGAUCAAAAUCUCUCCAGCCCGCCUCCUCGACGCACCCUGCCGCCCACAGCAGAGCUCUGUAUCGCUUCCGGUACGCCGCCGCUAACACUUCGCAUGAACAAACCGAAUCUUAUUUAUUGGACCCUCAACCACCAUUCGCAUUCUAGCUUCCUGACACGGACGGCUCUGAUCUGUUACGCCAUAAUGGCUAGUGCUCUUAAAUUAUAUUUCGACAGUCUAAAAGCUUAAGCUGGCCGCUAUUGGCUAUUGACCUCAUUGCGACCGUUCAAAUCGAAUGUUACAAGGUGAGAACUGUCAUAAUUCACGCAUAAUGAUUCAUUGUUUGUUAACAUGAUGCCGGCAUCGCCUGACCUCGCAUGGUGUGCAUAAAGAUAAGCUUCGGUUUCAAUAGUUCCUGCGUUUAUGCCGACUCCCAAAUGUGAUUUAUUUGCUUAUCUAACAUGUGGGUUUAUUUUUGGGUUGCGACUGUUGAAUGCGCCGUGUGGCUUUUCUUUGUCGCUGAGGGAGCCUCACGAAUUCGGCGGCUGCAGUAUCGUUUGGACGUGACCUGAACUUACAACUUCAUGUACAGCUUGAUCGACAGUGGUAUUUCAUGUACAAAACUAGCGUCUGUACUGACUUGUUGUCUGGAUUAGAAUGCAUUGUAUAUGGUUUUUGAAUGAGAACAUUACAGCUACUGAAUUGUGUAAAUGUACACGGCUGGUUUUAUUUUUUUCGUUGGAAACAUUUGCGAUGCAAGCGAGCGAGGAGCAAAGAACAUGAUUGUCACGGUCUAAAUGUGUGGUUCUGCGAAUAACAGAGCAACGGCCAGCAAGACA
Molecule: messenger RNA, 2509 nt
Organism: Pollicipes pollicipes
Lineage: Eukaryota; Metazoa; Arthropoda; Thecostraca; Pollicipedomorpha; Pollicipedidae
Product: homeobox protein homothorax
Exons: 6
Coding region: 1-927 (308 amino acids)
Biological process (GO): regulation of DNA-templated transcription
Molecular function (GO): DNA binding
Source: RefSeq, a predicted model, not a curated record